Molecule: messenger RNA, 2429 nt
Organism: Oncorhynchus mykiss (rainbow trout)
Lineage: Eukaryota; Metazoa; Chordata; Actinopteri; Salmoniformes; Salmonidae
Source: RefSeq, a predicted model, not a curated record
CACACACACUACACACAGACACACACAGUCCCCAGACCCAGACCUCCUCUGUGUGAGAGUCAGUCCCCAGACCUCCUCUGUGUGAGAGUCAGUUCCACUGUGAAUCACUAUGAUGAGGACACUACUGCUGCUGUGUGUGACUCUCUGCUGUCUGAGUGUCACUGUGGCCGGUGACAGCUCUACCUCUCUCCCGGAGGAGAACGGGGUUCUGCUGUUGAAGAAGGACAACUUUAACCGAGCUCUCAAACAAAACAAACAGCUGCUGGUGCACUUUUUCGCUCCUCUCUCUGGGGAUUCCCAGCGGCUGGCGUUGGCGUUCCGUGGAGCCGCGGAGCAGCUGAUUGGCUCGGAGGUGAAACUGGGCGUAGUCGACAUCUCCAAGGAAACCAAUCUGACCAAGGAACUGAACGCCACGACUCCACCCCCUCUACGGCUCUACCUAUCAGGAGACAGACACAACCCUGUACCCUGCCCAGUUUUCCAGAGUUCGGCCUCCAUCGUAACGUGGCUAAAGAGGAGGGCGGGGCCUAGCGCCGACAUCAUCACUGACCUGAACCAAUCAGAUCGCUUCGUCGCCUCAGAGGAGCUGGUUGUUCUCGGACUGUUUAAGGACGUGGAGCGGGGUCGUGUGGAGGUUUUCUACGCCGCCGCCGUUGACCUCCCUGACCUCCCUUUCUCUGUGACCCGGAACCAAGACAUCUUCAGGAAGUAUGACAUCACACAAGACUCCGUGCUGCUAGUCCGACAGUCUACCCCUGUACAGGUAUUGAAGGUAACCAGUCAGAUGACUAAAGAGGAUCUCAUCUCCUUCAUCACCGUUCAUCAACUGGAGCUGGUUACUGAAUACAACGGACAGACAGCCAGCCGUAUCCUCUCCUCUCCAGUGUUAAAUCACGCCAUUCUGUUUGUCAAUAAGACUGAUGAACGGUUUCAGACGGUCUACUCUGACUUCCAGGCUGCUGCUGCCUCCUACAGGGGAAAGGUAUUAUUUGUGAUGGUAGACGUGGACGAGCCGAGGAAUGGUAGAAUGUUGGAGUAUUUCCGUGUCCGGGAGAGUGAGGCUCCGAUGGUGCGAUUGGUUAAUCUGACGAGUCACGUGACCUAUCACCUGCCGUCCGACACACUGGACACGCCCACCAUUAUAGCGUUCUGUAAGACCUACCUGGAUGGCAACGCACAGCCUAAGAUGCAGAGUGAGGCUCUGCCUGCUGACUGGGACCAGAAGCCAGUUAUACAGCUGGUAGGAGAGAACCUGGAGAGACUGGCCUUCAACCCUGACAAGACAGCCUUCAUAAUGUUCUACCUGCCCUACAGUGAAGAGAGUCGUUCUCUGUUCCCACUGUGGGAGGAGUUAGCCCUUCACUUCCUGGACAGAGAGGAAGUUGUCAUCGCUCGCAUCGACGCCUCGGCCAAUGACUUCAACCUGUCGAUGAGAGAACGCUACCCCGCCCUCCGCCUGUUCCCCGCGCUGCACGCAGAGAGGGUGGUAGCCUACUCUGGUCAGAGGAACCUGAAGGAUCUGGUUCAGUUUCUGGAGAAAGAGAUGGAAAGAGCCAAGAAGGACAGGGCCCAAGAGGAGGAGGAUCGGAGGAAGUACAUUGAGACUCAGAAAGCUAUUGAGGCCAAAGAAGCAAAAGAAGCCAAAGAGGAAAAACAAGAGCUGUAGUGUGUUUACCUGUAGAAUAAAACCUGUAGUUAUAGUAUCUGUAACCUAGCAGUAUAAAACCUGUAGUUAUAGUAGCUGUAACCUAGCAGUAUAAAACCUGUAGUUAUAGUAGCUGUAACCUAGCAGUAUAAAACCUGUAGUUAUAGUAGCUGUAACCUAGCAGUAUAAAACCUGUAGUUAUAGUGGCUGUAACCUAGCAGUAUAAAACCUGUAGUUAUAGUAGCUGUAACCUAGCAGUAUAAAACCUGUAGUUAUAGUAGCUGUAACCUAGCAGUAUAAAACCUGUAGUUAUAGUAGCUGUAACCUAGCAGUAUAAAACCUGUAGUUAUAGUAGCUGUAACCUAGCAGUAUAAAACCUGUAGUUAUAGUAGCUGUAACCUAGCAGUAUAAAACCUGUAGUUAUAGUGGCUGUAACCUAGCAGUAUAAAACCUGUAGUUAUAGUAGUAUAGUAGCUGUAACCUAGCAGUAUAAAACCUGUAGUUAUAGUAGCUGUAACCUAGCAGUAUAAAACCUGUAGUUAUAGUAGCUGUAACCUAGCAGUAUAAAACCUGUAGUUAUAGUAGCUGUAACCUAGUAGUAUAAAACCUGUAGUUAUAGUAGCUGUAACCUAGCAGUAUAAAACCUGUAGUUAUAGUAGUAUAGUAGCUGUAACCUAGCAGUAUAAAACCUGUAGUUAUAGUAGCUGUAACCUAGCAGUAUAAAACCUGUAGUUAUAGUAGCUGUAACCUAGCAGUAUAAAACCUGUAGUUAUAGUAGCUGUAA